CAGAGGCAAGAGAAGAACAGCAACAUCAAGAGGGAAUUCCUCCUCAUAGAUACCUGAAGUCAAAGAGGCUCCAAACCCAGAUCCUGAGGCCUAUUCUAAGAGUUGACACAGAUCCCAUUGAUCUUAUGUUACAGUGACAGCUACAGUAUGGAAAGAAAACACCUGAAGAAAGAGAUUGAAAAACUCCUGGGAGAUUAUGUUGGCAUCAGGCUACGAGAAAAUGAAUUUGAUCCAAGAGGACAAAGGCAGCCCACCUUUCUAGAUGACACGGUCCACUACAACUUAGCCUUCAGUGUUGCUUUGCUGUGGCUAAGUGACUUGGGUGCUCAGACUACACUGACAAGAGAGAAAAUGAAUUUUGCAGCUCGCAACAGAUACAUGUAUCCCAAUCGAAUUGAGAGAGAAGCUAUGAUAUUAUCUUCAUAUGCCGGAAUAUUAAUGAACAGCAUUCCUAUUGAAGAGAUCUUUGAGAUUUACAGCAUGAGGCCCCCAGCAACACACUGGCAGAGCUCUGCAAAUGACCACUGGAUUCAACCUUUCAAGCUCUCCCUGCAUCCAUUUGCCAUGCUGACUGCCCCUGAAGCUGCAGAGUAUGCCUGGAAGCAUAGCACCAAGUACCAGACAGCAACAGCAUAUCAAAAGACCGACUCUUGUUCAGCAAGGAGCACUAAAAAAGACAGCAAGCAACUGAUCAGAGGAAAACAACAGGUUUACAAAGAGGUGUCACUCAUGAGCUGGGAAGUCAACUCCAGUAAUAUUCAACAUACACAUGGAAGGCACUCUUGGGAGCUACAGAAGCAAAACAAGGAAUAUCUCUGGAGAAGCCUGGAACAGAUUCAAAGGCAAGGAAUGCAAAGGAAGCAAAGACAUAACAGAGACCCAGACUUCAUGUGCCUCACUUAGCCAUAUGUGAGCUAACUGACAUCAUCUACCUUAGCUUUGGUAAUACAUUUACAACUUGUGUUUUGGGGGUUUUUUUGUUUGUUUUUAAAUCUUAGCAGUCAUUCCUUCCUUCCCACCCCUCAUAUCUUGUAUCAAAGACUGACAUUCCCUCCUCUACCCUUAGCCACCUCUCUCCUGCUUGCCUGCCAGUGUGUUGGGAGCUUACAGUUUCCCAGGGCAUCCCUACUGCUUCUCAACCCACCAUGCUAUUUUUACAGAGCCAGAGAGAGGAUGCAACACUUCAAAUGCAGGGAAUACGCACUUCAUCUUGUCCACAGUGCUGUACAACUCCCACACAUGAUCCAGAGUGGGGCAGGAAUGAGCUUCCCUGCAUGUGACAUGAGGGUUGUGCCUCUCAGGAUGAUCUCAUUUUCUUCAGCUCUUCCCUUUAACAAUCCUGCUUUCUUAUUUCCUUAAAGGACUCUGCUAAAGAAAAAGCCUGUCCCUGCAGUGCCAGUGUAGCACUGAAGCCUGUCUUCCAUUCCCUAUUUGUUGGUCUCUAGUGGUUUGCCUCUUACAUCCAGGCAGUGCUGCCGAAGAACACUGCCCAUUUCCUAGAUGUGCUGUCAACCCUCAACUUUGUACUAAAUCUACCUUGGGAUAAGAGUUGGGUGCACGUGGUUCUUCCUCUGGCUGGAAGCCUGGGCACAGCAUGGGGUGUUUCUAUAGGACCUUUUUCUACUUAAUUCCAUUGAAGUUUCAGGGCUCAGUGGGGUAGUAGAAGUGUUCACUGCUGAGAGGUGUGUUUAACUGCAGGUUAUAGAGACUUCAUUACCCAGAGCUCUUUACAUAUGAAAAUGAUAGAAAUGAAGAUUCCCAGCUACUUCUAGCCAUGGGAUAGACAUCCAUCCAAAGUAUGGUCAUAUGUUGUAGCAGCUCUAUUAAUCCAUGCCUUGGAGAUGGUCCUGUACUCUAAUGCAAAAUGUCUGCUAUAGGAAAA
Molecule: messenger RNA, 1882 nt
Organism: Grus americana (Whooping crane)
Lineage: Eukaryota; Metazoa; Chordata; Aves; Gruiformes; Gruidae
Gene: C6H2orf80
Product: chromosome 6 C2orf80 homolog
Exons: 10
Coding region: 148-903 (251 amino acids)
Source: RefSeq, a predicted model, not a curated record